AUGUCAGAGACUUCCUCCCAUGACUCCUUCCAUGAUUCCCUAUCAGACAUGCAGGAAGAAAGCAAGACUGCUGACCUCUUCCCAGAGCUAUCUGCGUUUCUCAGCCAGGAGGAGAUAAACAAGAGCCUUGACCUGGCCCGGAGAGCCAUAGCCAACUCUGAAACAGAAGACUGUGACUCAGAAAAGGAGAUCUCGCAGAUUUUCAAUACCUCUCCUGUAAGCUUCUGUGAAAAUCCUUCCCAUAAGGAGACCAAACUGGGUGAACAAACCUCUUCAGGAAGACCUCAGGAUAACAAGCCAACACCCAUCCAGCCUCUGGCAGAAGAACAAACUAAGAGUUUCUCUUCACCCUCUACAAAGAGGAAACCUGCCAUAUCACCCCUGCUUGCCAGACCCAGCUACAUCCGGAGCCUCCGAAAGGCUGAAAAACGGGGUGCAAAAACUCCCAACACAGAUGUGAAGCCCAAACCGGCACGUCCAGGUACGGCUGGCCCCCAGAGCCAGCUGUGUGACAAGGCAGCUCAUUUGAUCGAGGAGCUGACAUCCAUAUUUAGAGAAGCGGCAAAGCCGAGAAACAGAAGUCCCAACGAGGAGUCCUCAUCACCAGACAGUGGGUACCUGUCUCCUAAAAAUCAGCCACCUGCCCGGAUCGGUGCCUCUGCCAGCCAGAGCCCCACCGAAGACCAGCAGGAGAGAGAAGCAGAGGUCAAGUCGCCCGAGGCCAGGCGCUGCUGCCAGGCGGGCCGGGGCGUGGCGGUGUCGCGCCGCAGCGGCUCUCACCCGCCGCCCCACAAUGCACUUCGCUUCCCCUCCGCGCCUCGGUUCACCCAGAAGCUGAGGAGCCAGGAAGUAGCGGAAGGAAGUCGAGUUCAUCUGGAGUGCAGAGUCACCGGAAGCCCAACUCCUCGAGUCAGAUGGUUCUGUGAGGGGAAGGAGCUGCACAACACUCCUGAUGUUCAAAUCCACUGUGAGGGUGGAGACCUCCAUACACUGAUCAUAGCAGAGGCCUUUGAGGACGACACCGGUCGCUAUACCUGUCUGGCUACGAACCCCAGCGGCUCAGACACAACAUCUGCUGAGGUGUUCAUUGAAGGUGCCAGUUCAACGGAUUCUGAGAGUGAAAGUUUAGCUUUCAAAUCAAAAGCUGGAGCUAUGCCACAAGCUCAGAAGAAAACAACUUCUGUUUCCUUGACAAUAGGAUCAUCAUCUCCAAAGACGGGAGUGACCACAGCUGUGAUCCAACCAUUAUCUGUUCCUGUUCAACAGGUUCACAGUCCAACUUCAUAUCUCUGCCGACCUGAUGGAACCCCUGCUGCCUACUUUCCUCCUGUGUUUACAAAGGAACUGCAAAACAUAGCAGCGGCAGAGGGCCAGGUGGUGGUUCUGGAGUGUCGGGUCCGAGGAGCACCCCCUCUGCAGGUCCAGUGGUUCCGGCAAGGGAGUGAAAUCCAGGACUCUCCAGAUUUCAGAAUUCUACAGAAAAAACCUAGAUCUACAGCUGAACCUGAGGAGAUUUGUACCCUAGUUAUUGCUGAGACCUUCCCUGAAGAUGCAGGGAUUUUUAUGUGCUCGGCAAGAAACGAGUAUGGAUCAGUAACCAGCACUGCCCAGCUGGUUGUCACCUCAGCCAACACUGAAAACUGUAGCUAUGACCCAGUGGGAGAAUCCAACAAUGAUCACUUCCAGCACUUUCCACCUCCCCCUCCAAUCUUGGAGGCAAGUUCCUUUGAGUUGGCUUCAAAGAAACCAUCUGAGAUCCAGCAGGUGAACAGUCCGGAGUUAGGGCGUAGCAUGGCAGCCCUUCAAAUGCAGUUCAAUUCUGCUGAGAGGGAAACUAACGGAGUCUAUCCCAGCCAUGGAGUAAAUGGACUGAUUAACGGCAAAGCUAAUGGUAAUAACUCUCUGCCAACACCAGCUGUCCUGCUUUCACCCACUAAGGAGCCACCACCUCUGCUUGCCAAACCAAAACUGUUUUCUGUGACAAGCAGGGAAGAGAGAGUGAUUAUAGGUGGAAUACACAGACUUCAAAAGAAAAGCAGAUAUUGA
Galeopterus variegatus (Sunda flying lemur) is the source of this 2046-nucleotide messenger RNA. RefSeq names its product palladin-like. Lineage: Eukaryota; Metazoa; Chordata; Mammalia; Dermoptera; Cynocephalidae. The transcript is spliced from 10 exons. The record is from RefSeq and is a predicted model, not a curated record. The coding region runs from base 1 to 2046 and encodes 681 amino acids.